This is a messenger RNA of Ilex paraguariensis (yerba mate), 1737 nucleotides long. The record is from the annotation of a GenBank genome assembly. Lineage: Eukaryota; Viridiplantae; Streptophyta; Magnoliopsida; Aquifoliales; Aquifoliaceae.
AUGGACGAACCUCGGCCCAAACGGCCCAAAAUCUCCAGAGGGGAAGAUGAUUAUUUGCCGGGAAAUAUAACUGAGAUUGAGCUUCAUAACUUUAUGACAUUUGAUAACUUGACAUGUAGACCGGGCCCGCGAUUAAACCUUGUGAUUGGACCGAAUGGGUCCGGUAAGAGUUCUCUUGUGUGUGCCAUUGCCCUUGGUCUUGGGGGUGACCCUCAGCUGCUUGGGAGGGCUUCAAGUAUUGGAGCAUAUGUGAAGCGCGGAGAGGAAUCUGGGCAUAUUAAGAUUUCUUUAAGAGGGGAAACUGAGGAGAAAAUUACCAUUACACGAAAGAUAGAUACAUGUAACAAGUCGGAGUGGCUAUUAAAUGGCAACGCUGUGCCAAAGAAAGAUGUAAUUGAAAUGAUUCAAAGAUUCAACAUCCAAGUCAACAAUCUGACUCAAUUUUUACCACAAGACAGGGUCUGUGAAUUUGCUAAGUUAACUCCAGUGCAACUUUUGGAAGAGACUGAAAAGGCCACAGGUGAUCCCCAGUUGUCCAUCCAGCAUUGCACUCUUGUUGAUAAAAGUAGGAAACUGAAGGAUCUUGAACGAGUUGUCGAGACAAACAGAAAAUCUUUGGAUCAGCUGAAGGCAUUAAAUGCUGAGCAAGAAAGAGAUGUUGAGCGGGUUCGUCAAAGAGAAGAACUCCUGGAAAAGGCUGAGUUCAUGAAGAAGAAAUUACCUUGGCUGACAUAUGAUAUGAAGAAGGCCGAAUAUGUGGAAGCUAAAGAGCAAGCAAAUGAUGCAAAGAAGAAGCUGGAUGAAGCUGCCAAGUCUUUGAAUAAACUUAUGGAACCUAUUGAGAAACAGAAGCAAGAAAAAGCAAUAGAGGAUGCCCAAUGUAAAAGUGUAAGAGGUCUCUUAGAUAGCAAUGGCAAGAAACGUAUGCAACUUAUGGAGAAUGAAAAUCGUUUGGAAGUCCAACUGCGUGGAAAAUAUCAUGAAAUGGAAGAGUUGAGGCGGCAAGAAGAAUCACGUCAAGAAAGGAUCGCUAGAGCUAAGGACAAUGUUGUUGCGGCUGAACUGGAAUUUGAAAACCUGCCUCCUUAUGAACCUCCCAGGGAGGAAAUUAAGUUGUCCCCUUCAUUCUAUGCUGACCCCAGCGCGGGCUGGCUUUUUGGGAAGCCUGUUCUCACCACACUCACUCCCCGGCUGGCUUUUUGGGAAGCUUAUUCUCACCACACUCACGCCCCAGGUGGCCUCAGCGGUAGUGGGAAUUCUUCUGUUCCCUGGUCAAAGGCUUGGUUGGAUGUGGGAUCUACUCCACAAGGAGUGGAAAACUUAGGUGCUCAGAUUCUGGAGCUGGAAGAGACUGCAAGGGAAAAAAGAUCACAGAAGUCAGAAAAGGAAAAACUGCUAACUCAAAACAAAGUAAUACUAAGACAAUGCGUGGACAGGUUGAAAGAUAUGGAGAGUACGAAUAAUAAACGCUUACAAGCAUUACGUAAUUCUGGAGCUGAAAAGAUAUUUGAGGCAUAUUACUGGGUGCAAGAACAUCGCCACGAGUUUAAUAAGGAGGUGUACGGUCCUGUCUUGAUUGAGGUUAAUGUCUCAAAUCGGAUUCACGCAGACUACUUGGAAGGUCAUGUUCCUUAUUACAUAUGGAAGUGCAUCAACCUCUGGCCAUUCAACCGACGUGGAAAUUGGUUUGUUGUUGUGGGCUGGUUUGUGGUGGACCUUGUUUUGGGUUGCUCUUGA